AUUACGAUGCCCAAGGCAGGAACACGAACAGUUCACUGCUGGCUAACUGGUCGAAGAAGUCGGGUAAACCGAGUGUGCCGAGGCUCACGGUACCGUUAACCGUGUUUCAUACGGAGAUAGAUCAAUUCGUACCUGAGCUACCUGUGCAGAACCUGAAACCAGGUGCGCGAUACCACGGUAGUGAAGCGGAUCGGAGAAGUUUUCUUUUUUUUUUUUUGGGAAAAAGGAAAGAAUAAAAGCUUUCCUCUUAGUGAUCCAGGAUGAUCGUGCUAGCGUGGUCAUUGUUCGUGCUGGUCUCAUUACUCGUCGCUACUAAUCAAGCCUUCCUGACGGCUCCUGCACCAGUUCACGGAGUGUCGAGUUACAAUGUGGCCGACGUUCAACGACGAUUGGAGAGCAACGAGGUGAUUCGUAAAAGCAAUAACAACCACGAACAACACCCGGACGAUUCGACAAACGACAAUCGCGAUGAUGAACCAACCGUCUAUGUAAUCGAGUUCGAAUCCGAGUUGAACGAGAAAGAAGAAAGUAUGAAGAAUACAGGGAACGAUGCGUCUACCGCGGACGGAGAUAGCCAGAACCCAUUGGAUCCAUGGUCGAUCGUAUGGUACAUCGGUUCGUUUGGCGGCUUGGUAGCCUUCUUUCUCAUAGUGAGCUGUUCGGAGUGGUGUUGUCGUCGCAGUGGAAGGACAUUAACGGUACCCUAUGCCCAACGGGCGGAAGUGAUCAACGGUGGACAAGUUGUGACCGAGACUCCACCCCCUCCUUAUCACCUGUUUGCGCCACCCCCUUACGAUUCCGUCAACUACGGUGAAAUCGUGGACAAGACUUCCGGGGAGAAACUAGACAUCUACGUGAUAUCGGUGCCGAUUCACCGGCCAGUAGUGCAGGUACCUGCCUAAAAUCUCCCCGGAGAGGUCCUCGAGCAGAGGAUAAUGGCGAGACAAAGAAAAUGACACUGACCGUGUCGCAACAUAUUUAUCGAUAGACGAUUCCCCGGUGUUCUUCGAUGGUUCUCCCUUGACUGGGACCCGAUUACACAUUUCUUUUUUUUUUUGACAAUCGUCUGUUGAUGCCAGGAUCGACUGGCUCGUUUGGAACGAGCACGGAUCAAGGAGAUAUGUAACGACGAGCUGUGAACGCAAAAGAUGCUACAAGCAUCGACUAGAGAAAAAUGAUUUCUUGAUCGAAGAUCCCAUGGAGUUCCUCGUCGAACGAGGUAUGCAAGAAGAUUCGAAUCUCUAUGGGGAUUGAAGACAUCCGGUUUAAUGAGAACAAUUAAGAGCGUCUAUCUUUGGAUUACGAAGCAGUUGGAUAAUUUUAAAGGGUUAACGAAACACUAUAGAAGAAGAAGAAACGCGAACGAUAAUGAAAAGGAGAGAAAUGCGAAUCCAUAAUGCAUGGGUGCGAAGUGAAAGGAACUAUUUCUGAGAUUAUCGAGGAACGAAAUUUUCUGUUAUUGCAUAUCGGAAUGAUUUUAGGAUAACGUGAUUUGACAUCGAUCAAUGGUAAUUAAUACCAAGGAUCGUGAGACUAUUUUUAACCAAUUAUUUAUCCAAUCACUGCCCGAUCAGAUGAAUCGUUCGAUCUAAUCUUUCAGAAUGAAUGAGAUACCGAUGAUUGUUGAGCAUUGUUUUGCAUUCAGUUUAUCUUAGCCAAACUUGGAACAAUAACUGCCAUAUUUUAACGAAUUUUAAUAAGAACAACUUCGUGAGACGAUUUCUCGAGGUCAGGAUAAUAAUUUUACUCGUGCUGCUCUAAUAAGUAAAACAAUUUCAACGAGUGUUUCGUGUAAUCAGAGGAUCGUGAUUCUUCGUUUUCUUCGAGCUAGAUCAAUUUUG
This is a messenger RNA of Osmia bicornis bicornis, 1841 nucleotides long. RefSeq lists its product as uncharacterized. The record is from RefSeq and is a predicted model, not a curated record. The transcript is spliced from 3 exons. Bases 261 to 902 code for a protein of 213 amino acids. Lineage: Eukaryota; Metazoa; Arthropoda; Insecta; Hymenoptera; Megachilidae.